UACAACGCAAGGUUCAGACGCCUAAAAAUGAAACAAAUAUGGCAACCUCCUGUAGAAGCACAAAAUGAAGGUUGUGUAUUCAUUAAUAAGAAAAAAAAUAUUCAAUGAAUAAGAAAUUAUUGCUGCCAUGUUGCGUCUCACCAUAAGAGAAGUCUCCCUGGCCUUUCGAGAAGGUCGAAUCUUGCCCUCUGAGCUGUGUCAAAAAUGCCUGGAUCGCAUCAAGAAAACGAGACACCUCAACGCCUAUAUCACGGUGACGGAGGAGCAGGCGGGGGCACAGGCCACGGCGGCCGAUGAGCGCUUCCGCAGAGGUACACCUAAAGGGCCCUUGGAUGGAAUCCCCUUUGCCGUGAAGGACAACUUCUGCACAGAGAACACGGAGACGACCUGCGCCUCGAAGAUGCUGAAAGGUUACAGGCCUCCUUUCAGCGCCACUGUAGUACAGAAGUUGUUGGACCAAGGCGCUGUCCUUCUGGGGAAAACUAACUUGGAUGAAUUUGCCAUGGGGUCGGGCAGUACUGACGGAGCUUUCGGCCCGGUCCGGAACCCCUGGAGCUACUCUACUCCGUACAGGGACCGGAGCGGGCUGGACCCGGAUUCUGAUUGGGCGAUCACGGGGGGAAGUUCGGGCGGCAGCGCAGCCGCCGUGGCGUCACUGAGCAGCUUCCUAGCUUUGGGUUCCGAUACCGGCGGAUCCACCCGGAAUCCGGCAGCCCUGUGCGGGGUCGUGGGCCUGAAGCCGACCUAUGGCCUGGUGUCCCGCCACGGCCUCAUCCCAUUGGUCAACUCGAUGGACGUCCCGGGCAUCAUGACCAGGAGUGUCCAUGACGCCGCCACUGUUCUGGGUGUGCUGCAGGGCCAAGAUGCCAAAGACUCCACCACCAUCCGCCCCCCCAUGGAGAACUUCCACCUGCCAGAUGACAUUGAUGUGAGCAAACUGCGCAUCGGGAUACCGAAGGAGUACCACGCCCCGGGGCUGUCCCAGGAGAUCCUGUCCCAGUGGAGCCGCGUGGCGGACAUCCUGGAGCGGGCGGGGGCUCGGGUGGAGGCCGUGUCCCUCCCCCACACCCAGCACUCCAUCGUCUGCUACCACGUCCUCUGCGCCGCCGAGGUGGCCUCCAACAUGGCGCGCUUCGACGGGCUUCAGUACGGCCACCGUAGUGCAGAGGACAGCUCCACGGAUGCCCUGUACGCUGCCACGCGGCACGACGGCUUCAACGACGUGGUGCGCGGACGAAUCCUGCCCGGAAACUACUUCCUGCUGAAGCGGAGCUACCAGCGCUACUUUCUGAAGGCCCAGCAGGUCCGCCGUCUGAUAGCACAGGACUUCGCCCAGGUCUUCGGCGCCGGAGUGGACCUGCUGCUCACGCCCACCACUCUGAGCCACGCCCCCGGCCACGCCCACUUCAUCCAGGAGGACAACCGCACCCGCAGCGCGCAGGAGGAUGUGUUCACUCAGCCUGUCAACAUGGCAGGUCUUCCUGCGCUCUCUCUGCCCACCGCGCUCUCCCAGAGCGCUCUUCCCAUCGGCCUGCAGCUCAUUGGCGCCGCCCUGCAGGACAGGAAGCUGCUGGCCGUCGCCGGGUGGCUGGAGCGUCAGGUGGCCUUCCCUCGGAUACAGUUGCCGUGGGAUACGGAGGAGGAGGAGGAUGGUGGCGGCCUGGUGGAGAGGGGGCAGAGAGUGUUGUGACGGGGGGGGUGGGCAUUUUGUGCUGGGGAAAGAGAGGUGACCAGAGCCGUUUGUGGCCUCAGGAACCCCGUUAUUGGCAGAACUACUGUACGCUGUCAAUCGCUGACUCGUGGCAACCGGGCAGAAACCAUAUUUUACCCUCUGCAGCAGAUCAAGUCUGUGAUUGGCAGCGGGCGGUAGCCCCGCCCACUUUCCUGUCGCAAGCGCUUGUGUUUUCUCAGAAAGCCCAGGAAUCCUGCUCCUGGGAAGCGGAGCCGCCCGAUUUCACCGUACGCAGGUUUCGUUCCGCGAACGCGUAAAUGCGGGAGCCCUAACGUGGGCGGCGAUGGGCGUCGCCUUUCGCUGUUUUGUGUAAAUCAAUGGCGCCGUGGCGACGGCUGAAGUGCGAGCGGAAGAAAGCGGCACAUUCGCACGCUUCCUGCCACAAGCCACCCACAGUCCAUCCCCCCUCCCCCUCCCCCAAAAAAAUACUGGUAUCGUGACAACCACCACCAAACCAGAUCCUCAACUUCAAAGAAGCCCCACGACGUCAUCAUAUGUUCUGCUUGAGGUUUCAAAAGAAACAUAAAUGUAGCGUGACUGUGGAAUAAACUGCUCUUUUCAGUAUGAUUUGCAUUUAUGUUUAAAAGCCCGUAAAAUGCAAUAAAAUUGCUUAAAGGAAAAAAA
Molecule: messenger RNA, 2356 nt
Organism: Anguilla rostrata (American eel)
Lineage: Eukaryota; Metazoa; Chordata; Actinopteri; Anguilliformes; Anguillidae
Gene: qrsl1
Product: glutaminyl-tRNA amidotransferase subunit QRSL1
Exons: 11
Coding region: 128-1690 (520 amino acids)
Biological process (GO): mitochondrial translation; glutaminyl-tRNAGln biosynthesis via transamidation
Cellular component (GO): glutamyl-tRNA(Gln) amidotransferase complex; mitochondrion
Molecular function (GO): glutaminyl-tRNA synthase (glutamine-hydrolyzing) activity
Source: RefSeq, a predicted model, not a curated record